CCACUUCCUGCUUAAAGUGCACGUUUCAACAAAGGGACAUAACACACAGUGUAGUUUAGUAAAGUUUUUCUACAGGACGUAUAAUGGCGGAUGCUACGGCACAAAAGGUAAAAUAUCGCAAUUUUGUGGCGUAAUCGAGCUCGUUAGCGCUGCUUAAGGAGGACCGAUCUAACUGCGACGAGUGUGCGUCGACGGAACAGCAAUCAUGAUGGUUCAGGAAUACAAAGACUCUCUUAAGUCUAAGGCAGAGCAACUCCUAAUAAAAGGAUUCCCAGAGAAGAUAGUCAAAUUAAAUGAAUUGCUGGAAACACCUGGAUUCUGUAAUCGGAAGCUGUCAGAUGUACAUCAGGACUUAAAUGUACCCAUUCCAGACCCCAUAAUUCUCAAUCAUUCCGAAGAUGGCCCUGCUUCGAAGAAAAUUAAAUUGGAAAAUAAUGUGGAGGAUACUAGUGGAACCAAAGUACUGGUACUUCCAAAUGGUCCAGUACCUUGCAACAAACCAUUGUGUGACUUGAUUCACAUAGUUAAACCCUAUAUUAGACAACUUUUAGAGGACUCUAAUUUACUAAAAAUGUGGAUUUCUUUCCUUAUCCCAAAAAUCGAGGAUGGAAAUAAUUUUGGUGUGUCAAUUCAAGAGGAUACAUUAGCUGAGAUUCAAUCGGUUGAGAGCGAAGCUGCCGCAUUCUUUGAUCAAAUUUCUAGGUACUUCAUUUCCAGAGGUAAGAUCGUUAGUAAAGUCGCCAAGUAUCCACACAUCAUUGACUACAGAAGGGCAGUUCAGGAACUGGAUGAGAAGGAGUACGUGAGCUUAUGGCUCGUUAUAUGUGAGGUCCGCAAUCGUUACUGUUCUCUACAUGAUCUCGUAAUGAAAAACUUGGAGAAGAUCAAACGGCCACGUUCCUCCAAUGCGCAGUCUUUGUACUAAGCGUAGUCGUACGAAUUUGCAUUCACGUACGCACGGAACGCCACACGAAUGUUCAGGCAUGAACGUUUCGUGACAGAAAUAGAAGAAAAAAAAUAAAGCUCCAUCUUUCUCUCACGAUAUGAUUCAAUUGCCUAGGCAUUAGUCCAUCAUCUGUUCGAACCGAAUAUGGCACUAUGAAAUAAAACCGAUAGCUACACAUUACACUCUUUGAAAUUAUAUUACCUAGAAUAUAUACUUAAAUUAUUGAUACGUUUAUAUUCACGUAACCGGCUUCUUUCGUUGCGCAUUAAUACAUCGAGAACGAUUCUUGAGGAAUCCUUCCAGGUUUUUAAUGGUAAAUAUCGCUAGGUUCCCUUCGGGAUCGUUGAAAUUUAUCUCGUGAGAUUCAUUUCACGCUUAGCGAUUUUAACAUCAACCUGAUAUACUUACAGAUGUUUUACUGUAUAUGAUAAGUUUCAUUACGAAGCGAUGUGAUGUAGCAUAAUGCGUACAUGUAUUUUCGCCGAUCACAUAAUUGGGGCACGUGUAAAAGAAGUAAUUGAUGGUCAUAGCUCGAAUUUAGUAUAGUUAAGUGGAUCAUUUGUAAUUUAUAUCUGUAAGAAGAUUGGGGCGUGAAUCAAGAUAUUAAAUAGUAUGAACUAAAUAUCCUUGUAAGCUAGCCUAGUACCCCUUUUUUCAUGUAAGUCUUACAUGCAUUGUGCUACGAAAAACUCUAAAUGUAAGUUAAACGUACAUGUGUGUGUUAACAUAUGUUUACUGAGAAUGUCAUAUGAAAUGCAACGUUAUCCGCGCGCGCGAUGCUUAAGAAAUUUAAACUUUUAAAAAAGGAAAGAAAAGAGUACAAUAAUGAACAACGCAUCCUUUUCUUUUAUACCAAACGUCUUUAUUAAAUAUGUGUUUACACUAACAUGCAUAUACACAUUCAAGGAUUCUUUACGUUCAUUACCAAUAUAAUUGUAUUAAGGAAUAAAGUCAAGAUAAGUGUAUAAUUGUCGAAAUAUGCAUAAAAUUGAAAAAUACAUAAAAAUGCAUUAACAUACUUGGAAUCAGCAAGUACGUAAA
This is a messenger RNA of Harpegnathos saltator (Jerdon's jumping ant), 1987 nucleotides long. It is a transcript of the gene REG, whose product is annotated as proteasome regulator gamma. NCBI's taxonomy places the organism in Eukaryota, Metazoa, Arthropoda, Insecta, Hymenoptera, Formicidae. Bases 206 to 925 code for a protein of 239 amino acids. The transcript is spliced from 5 exons. Gene Ontology annotation, cellular component: cytoplasm; nucleoplasm; proteasome activator complex. Gene Ontology annotation, molecular function: endopeptidase activator activity. Gene Ontology annotation, biological process: positive regulation of endopeptidase activity; regulation of proteasomal protein catabolic process; regulation of G1/S transition of mitotic cell cycle. The record is from RefSeq and is a predicted model, not a curated record.